Molecule: messenger RNA, 1484 nt
Organism: Branchiostoma belcheri (Belcher's lancelet)
Lineage: Eukaryota; Metazoa; Chordata; Leptocardii; Amphioxiformes; Branchiostomatidae
Exons: 8
Coding region: 137-1366 (409 amino acids)
Source: RefSeq, a predicted model, not a curated record
AAUCGAACCACGUGUGUUAUUCAUCAUAAAGGUAGACAGACAGGUGGCGCAGUGAGCUGUCACAGGGCAAACAAGACUUCAUUCAGACAAACUCGGGUUGACUUAGAUGUAGCUGUGAAGCCCUCACGGUGGCACCAUGGCUCUCAAAAUCGACCUACCACCCGGGAACUUCGCGGCAAAACUCAACAAGGCCCUGCAGAUGGAUUCCAAAGGAGUUUUCCCGCCUCCGAGCGACAAAUAUUCGGACGAGGCAUCCUCCGUGGCAGACAGUUCUACGAUACGACGUGAAAUUCGCGGAUGGUCGGCGGCAACUGGUAGCACGACUCGCAGUUCGCGCGCGGACGUCCGGCCGAUUUCACCAACAAGACGAAACAACCCUCACCCCUCACAGAUGUUUAUGAGUUGGAAAGUGCCAACAAGACUGGUCACAGCCGACUAUAACGCAGUCAAUGGAAAAAAACAACCAGUAGAGAACGAUGUCCUGAGCGAGGUGGCGAAGGUUCAGAAGAAGUCUCCUGUCCAGUUUGUUCAGAAGAAGCAGCACGAGCGUACCGACACCACCCACUUCAGUCCUCCCAUCAACCACAAGCUAAAUCUCCAGUCCGAGGCCUAUGAGAGACAGGCGGAGUCGGCUCACUACCUCAGCAAAACCUACCCUCCUCCCAAGAAGGACAAGGCAUGGGAAAGUACCUUGCCUAAGAUUGAGAAUGGAACGAAGCCACAGUUGAUCAUUAAGAAGAAAGAGAAGAAAUACAAGGCUCCAAUUCAGUCCAUCAGUGAGACCCUGAACCCCAGGACGCGGUCUGCGGCUAAGCGCUGGCUGGAGAAGGCGACGGAGGAGGACAAGCUUGUCGUGGAGCGGGUCCUGAUGGAGGCGGAGAAGGCCAGGAACAGUAAAGUCCUGGACAGGACGCUGCAGCCGGGCGCCAAGAGCGCAGUGGAGAAAUGGAUGAAGGGGGCUUCAGAGGGAGAGAAGUUAGUGGCAAUGGAGUUCUUCAAGUCCCUGGCAGGGCAGAAGCUAAUGGGAGGUCCGGCGGGGAUGGCGACCGAUCCGUCCGACAGACACGCCAAACGCAGCCGGCUGGAGGCGGUACUCAAGACUCUGGAGUCAUCAAAGGGUAAAACAGGAGUUGCAAUAAAGCUGGGUACCAGUAAGUCCGCGCCGGCGGGGCACACGAGGCUGGGUCCGUACGUGGUGGGGCGUCUCCUGUCUCCGCAGACACGACACCACAAGAUGGAGUAUCAGACCUGGCACCACAUGCCCGUCUACCCGCCCAACAGUCGCGUCGAGAACAAGGGAGCCAUGUACAUCGCACCACACGGAUUCGUGCCCAGGCACUUCACAAUCCACCCGGAGUGGUCGUAGGCUCCGCAAAGAAUAACUGUAUCAUACUUGUCGUGCUUUUGCUUGCUUCUGCAGGAAUGUGGACUAGCAUUUGGGAGUCAAUAUUGGGGUGAGGACCUCCUCAGUAAGCCUCUGCAGG